CCCUGCGUGACACGCAUUUUACGCACGGGAGAGACAGUGGGUCGGGUCUGUGUUUACUUCCGGACUCGGAUUUAGACUCCGCUCAGAGAGCAGCAGCCCCAGUGGUGGUUCAGGCUGUCAGCUAGCACGGUAGCCAUACAAGGCUGCAUGACAGAGGUGACAGGGUUGACCGGCGGCUCCCCCCGACAGACCAGCCUCGCUCGGCGCCUCUGCAGACCGGACACCGCGACUCCGGGCGGACUCGCACCGCUCGUCCCCCCAGCUCCCCUCCGUGCCUCAAAGUCACCCGAUGCUGCGCCGCCGCUACCAGCUAACACGCCGACCCGACUGUGCUCCUGCCGCUCCAUGAUCCGAGCUAGCCGCGGAUCAAAACAAGGACGAUCGCUGAAAGUUUAAGCGGCGUUUGCAUUCGACCGACCCGGGAUCCAGCAUCCGAGAGAGCGACACGGGCCCCGGGGGGACAGCGACGGGACUCGGGGGUGGGGGGUCCAGGCGGCCAGGGCAGCGAGUGUGGUGGCUGGAUAGACUCGGGGCUCGCCUCCAGCUCCUGGUGGAUUUAUCCCCUGCCGGCUAACGUUAGCUAAGCUAGCUCCGCUCAGCACCAUGGACUGGUUGAUGGGGAAGUCGAAGACGAAGCCAAAUGGAAAGAAGCCUCCGGCAGAAGAGAAGAAGCAGUACUUGGAGCCAGAGUUCACGAAAAUCCGUGUGGUGGACUUUGACCUCAAGGAGCUGGUGGUGCUGCCCAGAGAGAUAGACCUCAACGAAUGGCUAGCCAGCAACACGACAACGUUCUUCAACCUUAUCAACCUGCAGUACAGCACCAUCUCAGAGUUCUGCACUGGGGACACCUGUCAAGCCAUGACGGCCUGCAACACAAUAUACUACUGGUAUGACGAGAGGGGGAAGAAGACGAAGUGCACUGCGCCGCAAUAUGUCGACUUUGUAAUGAGUCUUUGUCAGAAACUGGUCACAGACGAGGAAAUCUUUCCUACAAAAUAUGGCAAAGAGUUCCCCAACUCCUUUGAGUCCUUGGUAAAGAAGAUCUGCCGGUACUUGUUCCACGUGCUGGCUCACCUCUACUGGGCGCACUUUAAAGAGACGGUGGCUCUGGACCUGCAGGGCCACCUGAACACUCUGUAUGCACAUUUCAUCGUUUUCGUAAGGGAAUUCAACCUGGUCGACCCCAAGGAGACCUGUAUCAUGGACGACCUGUCCGAAAUCCUCUGCACCCCCGCCCCGCCACCUGCGCCCGCCCCGGCCCCCUCCAGCCCAACCUCAGCGCCCUCCCCUUCCUCACAAAACCACGUGACGGAGAGAUGAGCAGGGGGGCGCGGCGGUGAGACAACAGCCCCGGGGUGAUAGAAGAUAGAGGAGAGAAGGAAAGACGGCCUGGCCCCCUGCCUCGGUGCCAGCAGGACUUAAGAGACCUUCCACUACCCUUAUAUUUCGCUAUGACAUCAACCAACCAGCCGCAAGAAAGGGGG
Paralichthys olivaceus (Japanese flounder) is the source of this 1484-nucleotide messenger RNA. RefSeq names its product MOB kinase activator 2a (gene mob2a). Gene Ontology annotation, biological process: positive regulation of protein phosphorylation; signal transduction. Gene Ontology annotation, cellular component: cytoplasm; nucleus. NCBI's taxonomy places the organism in Eukaryota, Metazoa, Chordata, Actinopteri, Pleuronectiformes, Paralichthyidae. Gene Ontology annotation, molecular function: protein kinase activator activity. The record is from RefSeq and is a predicted model, not a curated record.